Molecule: messenger RNA, 6174 nt
Organism: Penicillium arizonense
Lineage: Eukaryota; Fungi; Ascomycota; Eurotiomycetes; Eurotiales; Aspergillaceae
Exons: 11
Coding region: 1-6174 (2057 amino acids)
Biological process (GO): transmembrane transport; fatty acid biosynthetic process; secondary metabolite biosynthetic process
Molecular function (GO): fatty acid synthase activity; transmembrane transporter activity
Source: RefSeq, a predicted model, not a curated record
AUGUCAACCACCGAAAAGUCCAGCAACCGCCACAGACUUCCUCUGUACCAGCUAGUGCUGUCGCAAGAUACCAUCACCGACGAAGUUCUCCACUAUCAAUGGGAGGGCAGUGGCACAGAAGAAGAUCCUUACUUGGUUGACUGGCUUGCUGAAGAUUAUCGUGAUCCGCAUCAGAUGCAAGACUGGCUCAAGUGGUCAAUCACACUACUCCAAGCUGCCUCCUUCUUGUCCAUCACAUUCGCCUCGUCCGCUCUUUCAGCAGCCAACCCCCAAAUACAGAAGGAGUUCGGAGUUAGCGCUGAGCUAGUGGUUGCCGAUACCUCACUAUUUGUUCUUGCUUUCGCGAUCGGGCCUGCAAUCUGGGCUCCGCUAUCCGAGCUUUUCGGCCGUCAAAUGAUCUACUUCAUUACCUACGGUCUAACUACACUGUUUGCUGGAGCAACCAUUGCAAGCCGAAAUAUCGCCACAUUGCUUGUCCUUCGAUUCUUUUCUGGUGCAUUUGGCUCGUCCGCAAUUUCAAAUGCCGGUGGUGUGGUUUCAGACAUGUAUAAAGCCCGGGACAGGGGACUAGCAACCAUCGCGUUCAUUGGUGCCCCUUUCUUGGGCCCGAGCCUUGGGCCUAUAACUUGUGACGUUUUGGCUGUGUCUCAGGGCUGGAGAUGGGUGCAGGGUCUUACCACUAUUUUCAAUGCAGUGGUGUUCCUGGUUGGUAUUGCCUGUAUUCCUGAGACCUAUACUCCGGUUUUGUUACAGAAGCGCGCCGCAAAGCUCAGCAAAAUGACCGGUGCUGUCUACAGGAGCCAUCUGGCUAUGGGUGACUCUAACCGAACAGCUGGUCAGAUCUUUGCUAAGACUAUGGUUCGACCGUGGAUCUUGCUCUUCAUGGAGCCGAUCGUCCUGCUGCUGUCUAUUUACAUGGCAAUCAUUUACGGAACCAUGUACAUGGAAUUUGCCGCCUUCCCCAUCGUCUUCGAAGAUACCCUCAAAUGGCCACAGAACACCUCAGGUCUGUCAUUCCUAGGAAUGAUGAUCGGGCAGAUCCUUGGCUGUACCUAUUCAGUCCUUGAUGACAACCGUUACAAAAAGGUUGCCGAUCGCACUCCCUAUGGUCGUCCUCCCCCGGAAACUCGAUUGAUCCCAGCUAUGGUUGGCGCAGUCACCCUUCCAAUCGGACUCUUCUGGUUUGCAUGGACCAACUUCCCUAAUAUCCAUUGGAUUGUAUGCGAGAUAGGAUCUCUUCUCUUUGGUUUCUCUCACGUAUCGAUCUUUUUAAGUGUUGUGAACUAUCUGGUCGAUGGCUAUACUAUUUACGCCGCAUCCGCACUGGCAGGUAACGCUGUUAUCCGUGCACUUUUCGGUGCAGCAUUCCCUCUCUUUACCACUCCAAUGUAUCAGAAUCUUGGAAUCCAUUGGGCUUCCUCUAUCUCGGCCUUCCUUGCCAUUGCCUGCUUGCCAUUCCCAUGGAUCUUUUAUAAGUACGGACCGGCUAUCCGCCGACACUGCCAAUAUGCUGCUGAAUGGUACGAAAGUCAUCCUCAAGUGGAGUUUCCUAACUCAAAUAACUCGGUACAUAUUGGUCUUUGCGUCGGCCAAUUGUCGGCGUCAGCAGUCGGCCUUUCUACAAGUGUGCUGGAGCUUGUCUCCCUUGGAGUAGAAGUCUUUAGACUUGCUAUUCGACUUGGGUCACUGGUCUUCACCACUGCGGGUGACUUGGAGGAUGACAAUGACCAAGCUCCUUGGUCAUUUUCCGUGGACAAUGAAUUUAUAGAACGCUCAGAGUUGGCCUCUUUCAUUGGGGCACUGCGGCUUUCAUCUCGGAAAACCGCAUUCAUAACCGCUGAGUUUGAGCGAACCUUGACGGUGCAAGGACCUCCUUCAACAUUAGCUAGUUUGAAAAACAUCCUCCUCGAAAAGUUUGGUCCCGAAAAUCCGAGUCGUGCUGGAAGGCCACUCUCUCUCUUCGCUCCCUACCAUGCUCCACAUCUAUACAAAUCUAAAGAUGUAAUUGGCUCGAUUGAGAGUUUGAGCGCAGAGAUCUCAAAACCGAAACAGGAUAAGUCUCGGUCCAAUAUUCUGUCGGGUUCCAAUGGUGAGACAUAUAGCGAGGGCACUCACAAGCAGGUGCUGGGCCGGGCAGUGGAAGACAUUCUUAUUUAUCCAAUCGCAUGGAAGGCACUCUGUCAGGGGGCUGCAAACUCAAUAUCGAAGAACGAUCCGUCAUGCUGGGAGAUUCAAUGUUUUGGUCCAGUGCAUAACCAAAAAGCACUUGCAAACAACUUGAGCACCAAAACUGGUCUCAGUAUUACAUUGAGUGAUGCCUCCUCUCGCCAGGGUGGAGGCACAGAAGGACAACCACUGAACCGACCUUUGGCUGUUGUUGGAAUGGCAGGUCGAUUUCCCAAUUCCGAAAAUCUUGAUGAGCUCUGGAAAAUACUAUCGGAAGGUAUUGACUGUUGCAAGGUGAUCCCGAGUGAUAGAUUUGACCCGGCCAAAUAUGUCUCCAAGGAUGACAGAGACAAGAACAAGAGCACAACAGAAUAUGGGAAUUUCAUGAAAAGUCCCGGCAUGUUUGAUGCUCGAUUUUUCAAUAUGUCUCCGCGGGAAGCCAUGCAGACAGAUCCUCAACAGAGAUUGGCCCUAGUAACUGCAUAUGAAGCACUAGAGAUGGCAGGAUACACGACGGAUGACUAUAAAGAUGUCAACGUUGUGCAAGAGAUUGACACGUACUACGUUUCUGGCAUCGUUCGUGCUUUUGGUCCUGGUCGAGUCUCUCGUGCGAACCAAUUUGGCGGUCCAAGUGUGAGCGUCGACACGGCUUGUGAUUCUAGUGCUACGGCAUUAAAUCUAGCUUGUGCAUCAAUUUGGAGCAACGAGUGCGACACAGCCGUUGUUGGGGGCAUGAUGCUUCUCAAUAGCCCUGAUAUGUACGCCGGACUCUCCCGCGGGCACUUUGUCUCGAGUGAUGGGCCAUGCAAAACGUUUGACGACGAAGCGAAUGGCUAUUGUCGCGGUGAAGCGGUCGCAAGUGUUGUACUCAAGCGCCUUGAUGCUGCCACGGCUGAUAAUGACAAUAUCCUUGGUGUCAUCCAAGCAUCAGCCACAAACUAUUCAGCAUAUGCAGCAUCAAUCACCCAGUCUCACGCUGGAGCACAGGAAACAUUGUUCCGAAAGGGUUUGUCUCAAGCAGGCGUUCAGCCUGAGCAUGUCGAUUAUGUUGAACUUCACGGGACAGGCACACAACUGGGAGAUUCCGUCGAGAUGGCAUCUAUAUUGAAUGUUUUGGCUCCUGAGUCCAACUCUGGUGCGAGAAGAAACCCACUUUACGUCGGCUCAAUCAAGGCAAACAUUGGCCAUGGAGAAUCAGCCUCUGGGAUAUCAGCUUUAAUUAAAUGUUUACUGCUAUUCCAGAAGCAGCAGAUCCCACCACACAUUGGCGUCAAGAGCGGUCGAAUCAACCGCACUUUUCCACCCUUGGAACAGAGAGGGGUCAGAAUUACGGACAAGCUCAUCCCAUUUUCUAAGGUAUCUGGUCGAAAGAGAAGAAUCAUGAUCAAUAAUUUCGGAGCGGCGGGCGGGAAUUCGAGCUUUCUCCUCGCAGAAGGCGGCUCUAACUCCGAUCCUCCGAUCUCAACCUCACCGCAGCGCGAUCAUGUGUUGAGCGUGACCGUGAAGACUGAAUCAUCUCUUCUGGGGAAUCUGGUGAAUUUGGCUGAUUACCUCGAUAAAUAUCCUAAUACUUUGAUCGAGGAUAUCGCCUAUACGACCACUGCACGAAGGGUGCAACACCCGCUGCGGGUCUCUAUCGUUGCUUCAACCAUCACGCAGGCCAAGCAGGCCUUACGCGCGACAUCCAAACGCCAAGCCCUCAAACCCUCCAGCAAAUCACAGAAUCUGGUGUUUGUCUUCACUGGCCAGGGUUCUCUCUCAUCAAACGUCGGGAAGAAACUUUUCGAAUCCAACCACACCUUCCGAUCAUACCUAAUAACACUCGAGCACAUCGCUAUUGAUCACGGAUUUCCCUCUUUUGUGCAAGAGAUUGUCAAUGGACAAGAGGAAUUUGAUAAACUCACCCCAGUUCAAACUCAACUGUGCCAUGUAGCCAUUCAAAUGGCGCUGGUCAAACUGUGGCUGUCAUGGAACAUUAAGCCUUCUUCCGUGAUUGGGCAUAGUCUAGGAGAAUAUGCUGCCUUGUUUGCCGCCGGUGCUUUGUCUGCAAGUGAUACGCUGUAUCUUGUUGGUCGACGCGCAACCCUUCUACAAAAGCUGUGCACCUCUUCCACCCACAAGAUGCUGGCCGUCAAGCUAACCUUAAGCGAGGUUGAGAGUAUUUUGAUUGAUCGAGUGCACAAUUAUGAGAUUUCCUGCCUAAACGGACCAUCAGAUAUUGUAAUCAGUGGUCUGACAGCCACCGUUCAAGAAGCGGAGAGGUUGCUCAAGACGAAUGGGAUACCGUGCACCAUGCUAAAUAUUCCAUAUGCCUUCCACUCCUCUCAGGUUGACCCGAUACUGGCAGAAUUCGAUAAAGAGAUCAUCUCAAUCCCGAUCUCCGGUUUGCGAAUUCCUCUUCAUUCAACAUUGCUUGGAACCACUGUCCAAGUCGGCGAUGAGAUAGAGCCAAGUUAUUUCACGCGCCAUGCACGAGAGCCAGUCCAACUUUCGAAAGCCCUUAGGUCUGCAAAGGAGGAUGGCGUAAUCAUAACCGAAUCCACAUUCCUGGAACUUGGCCCUCAUCCAGUCUGCCUAAACAUGAUUCGACCCACCCUUGAUUCUAGCAAUCGAUUCAUUUCGUCGCUUCAUCGAUCCGAAGACUGUCUUGCCACCAUCUCUAGAUCAUUGGCAGUUCUCAAUGACCUGGGAUUUUCACUUGACUGGACUGAAUACUACAACGCUUUCAAUUCCACUCCCAGACUGCUCAAUUUGCCAUCAUACGCUUUUGAUAAGAAAAACCAUUGGAUUCCGUAUCGGAACGACUGGCUCUUACAACGUCAUGGAAACAAUGUGCCCCUUUCGUCAGAAGAAGACUCCUUGAUUAUGUCAACAACAGUGCAGCGAGUAAUCUCUUCGGUUGUUCAGGGGUCAAAUGCCACUGUAACCUUCGAGUCAGAUCUGUCCGAUCCAUAUCUUCAUAAGCUAAUUGCAGGCCAUGUUCUGAAUGGAAUCGCGUUAUGUCCGUCUGGAGUUUUCGCAGACAUUGCUCUCACCGUGGCAGAUCACUUCCGAAGACAUUUCUCUUUCCCCUGCCCUGUGUCAGGGAUGAAUGUUGUUGAUUUGGACAUAAAGAGCCCCGUCGUAAUGCCAGUCACCAGACCUACGGAGAGCAAGAUGCUUCGCAUUUCAGCAGAAGCAAAUCUUGAAUCUGACACGGUAAAUAUGCGCAUAGAAGCCUCGGAUAAUUCAACCGGGGCUUCCCAGGUGCAUGCAACGUGCAAGGUUGUAUUUGGAGACACCGAUUCAUGGUCCCGUGCUUGGAAUAAAAAUGCUUAUCUGAUUCUCGAGAGAAUCCAAGAUCUCGAGUGCGGUCGAGGCACACUCCGAAGUCAAAUCUCUCACGAAAUGGUCUACAAGCUCUUCUCAAAUGUGGUCCAAUAUGACAGUUGCUAUCAAGGCAUGAAGGAGGUGAUUGUCGAUUCGGAAAAGUUGAAGCUGUGGUCUCACUGGGCCUUCAUCAAGCCAAUGACGCUGGAAAAUUCUAUUGCUGCCCUCUGUGGCUUGACAACUUGGCACAAAUCGCAGGCUCUUCCUUACCGCGCGCAUGUGAGGAUGUUGCCCGAAGACAAAACGGUCUUUGCCGGCGAUGUUUCGAUCUUCCAAGGAAACCGAAUGAUUGCUCGAUGUGGUGAUGUCAAGUUCAAGAGGAUUCCAGGGGCAGUGAUUGAAAGAAUCCUUUCCUCUUCAGUUCCCAGUCAAUCUCCAAUAUCGCAUACUGGAAAUGUGACAAGACACAAGGUGGUGGAGAAUAUCCCUAGCUCGGCCUCCAGACAACAACGAAGCGAAGCGUCAACUACUUCCAGUCUCAAGAAGCUGCUUGCUUCACAGAUUGGCAUCCCCGAAGAUGGACUUCUGGAUGACAGCACUUUUACUGAGCUUGGAGUAGACUCACUGCUGUCCAUGGACAAUCCUGCAACAAAUUCAAGCUUCACUCAAUCUGCAACUUCCGUCGUCUUGUUUUGGUGA